AUAGAAUGAGAAUUUCAUCCAUUCACUUUCCUAUUUUAAAAUACCUUUAAAAUAAAAAUAUUUAACUUAUAAUUUAUGAAAACAGUAAAAUUCGAGAUUUUUCCAUUCUAUCCUCUAGAGGGCUGCACCAAUUCGUAACCGUCCUCAAUAACUGUCAUGUCUGUCAAUUUUCAUUGUAUGGUGCCUACCAAGGAAACGUGAAAAUUGCUCAUUCAUUUUAUAACAUUCAAAUGAGUUAAAUCGUUUUUCUCCAUUCCAUCAGUGACGAUCCAGGAUACUUAUUCACUGUUAAAUUUGGCCCAAACGCAGAUGUCAAAGCUAGUGAAACUUCAGAUGUCUCCACCAAGAACAAACUCAAACUUUGUGGAAGUGAAAAGCAAAUUUGUGGCUGAAUUUAGAAGAUUCAGUCUAAACAAAAAAGUAUUACCAAAGUAUGAAGAUUUCAGAAAGUUGCUUGAACAACUACAUGGCUUACAAAUUGAACCAUUCUAUAUAAGUUAUACAGACCCCAAUGAUGGGGAUUUAUUGCCCAUCAACAAUGAUGACAACUUUGCUAGAGCUUUGCAGGCAGCACGUCCUUUGUUGAGAAUCCACAUACAGAGAAGAGGAGAAUCACAGGAUGAUGAAUUACAUCAACACUAUGCUUCUAAAAAGAAUUUAAUAUCAUCAAUAUUAGGAACACCCAAAACUAGGCCACACAUUAGCAUAUCGUAUCCAAAGGAAUUUCGACAAGUUUCAGCUAUUAUUGAUGUAGAUGUAGUGCCCGAUUCCUGCCGUCGAGUUAGGCUGCUCAAACAUGGAUCUGAAAGACCUCUUGGAUUUUAUAUUCGAGACGGUACCUCGGUACGUGUCACACCUAAUGGCCUAGAAAAAGUCCCCGGAAUUUUUAUAUCAAGAUUGGUUCCUGGCGGAUUGGCCGAAUCUACUGGUCUCUUGGCGGUCAAUGACGAAGUGCUGGAAGUGAACGGUAUUGAAGUCGCCGGAAAAUCACUAGAUCAAGUAACCGACAUGAUGGUGGCUAAUAGUGCAAACUUGAUCAUCACCGUCAAACCGGCCAAUCAACGAGGUGUUUUGACGCUGUCAAGAACCUCACACAAUGACACGAUGACGUCGUAUUCGACCAUCGCGUCAAUGGUUCACUCUCAUUCUGACGAGGACCAUGAAGAAGACGAAACCGACGACUUAGAUGAGAUAAAGGAUCUUACUAUGCAGACCAGUGCUAGCAGCGGCAGCGAUAGGACCAGCCACGCGAAAGAUGAUGGCAUCCUUCACUUAUAACAUUAUGAUUUAAGUUCACAAAUAUCCA
Daphnia pulex (common water flea) is the source of this 1306-nucleotide messenger RNA. It is a transcript of the gene par-6, whose product is annotated as partitioning defective 6 homolog gamma-like. The record is from RefSeq and is a predicted model, not a curated record. NCBI's taxonomy places the organism in Eukaryota, Metazoa, Arthropoda, Branchiopoda, Diplostraca, Daphniidae. Bases 310 to 1278 code for a protein of 322 amino acids. Gene Ontology annotation, biological process: centrosome cycle. The transcript is spliced from 6 exons. Gene Ontology annotation, molecular function: protein binding.